UGAUUUCCGUAUAUUCCUCGAUCCGGUCAGGACCGGCUGUACUCAAGUGUAUUUCCAACGGCGGCCAUUGAUCACCUCUCCGGCUUCGCCGUUGUCAAAACUUCACGCGCCGUCGAUGAGCUCCGCCUCCGCUUUAUCUCACCUCAUCUGCUGAUGACAACGCCACAACAGCUACCACUACCACCAGUAGUCCGCUCUUCCCCAUAAGUACUGACUACUGAGUUCUCAACCUCCUCCAGUUCUUCAUCCACUUCACCUGCUAGUUCUUCAGAUAUGUGGAACUACAUAUGGAUUCUUUUUUUGAUUUAUCUUCUGAUAGAAAUCAGCUUUGCUAAGGCUGCUUCUGUUGAUGAUGGAUUGACUUCCACGUGUCCUGCGCUUGACCCCAGGCUGAAUUACCGUCCGAUAAUCGGAAUUCUCAGCCAUCCAGGAGAUGGUGCCUCCGGUCAACUUAGUAAUGCGACUGAUGCUUCGUAUAUUGCUGCAUCGUAUGUGAAGUUUGUUGAAUCUGCCGGUGCUAGGGUUAUUCCUCUCAUCUAUAACGAACCUCCUGAGGUUCUCCAGAGUAAACUCAAUCUGGUCAAUGGAGUGCUUUUUACCGGUGGAUGGUCUAAGGCUGGCCUAUACUUUGAUGUUGUUGAGGGAAUUUUUAAUCAAGUCCUGAAGAAGAAUGAUGCAGGUGACCAUUUCCCAUUGCUUGCAAUAUGCUUAGGUUUUGAACUCCUAACGAUGGUUAUUAGCAAAAACAAUAAUAUCCUUGAAGCCUUCAGUGCAUCAAAUCAAGCGUCUACGCUCCAAUUCAUGAAGAAUGUAAAUAUUGAAGGAACUCUGUUUCAAAGAUUUGCUCCUGAGCUGAUUGCGAAGUUGAGCACAGAAUGCCUUGUGAUGCAAAACCAUAAAUUUGGCAUAUCGCCAGAAACAUUUCAAGGGAACAUGGAACUGUGCAGCUUCUUCAAGAUCUUAACAACUAGUAGGGAUGAAAAUAACAAGGUAUAUGUAUCAACAGUUCAAUCAGAAAGCUAUCCAGUAACUGCUGUCCAGUGGCACCCAGAGAAAAAUGCUUUUGAGUGGGGAUUGUCGAUGAUUCCACAUUCAGAUGAUGCAAUUCAAGUGACUCAACACGUUGCCAACUUUUUCGUAAGUGAGGCUAGAAAAUCCUUCAACAACCCCCCUGCUAAGGAAGUGCUGGACAACGUUAUUUACAAUUACAGCCCCACUUAUCGUGGGAAGGAGGGGAAGGGAUAUGACGAGGUUUACAUCUUCACCGAAAAGGCUGCUCCAUUUCAUUAUAAAAUGUGAUAUGUGUAAUCAUGAUCAAGUAUAGGGUUGUCACAUGUGUUUUGUUACAAAUUUGUGAAGAAAAUCCAUAGAGUAA
Molecule: messenger RNA, 1375 nt
Organism: Cynara cardunculus var. scolymus (artichoke)
Lineage: Eukaryota; Viridiplantae; Streptophyta; Magnoliopsida; Asterales; Asteraceae
Product: gamma-glutamyl hydrolase 2-like
Exons: 10
Coding region: 274-1299 (341 amino acids)
Biological process (GO): tetrahydrofolylpolyglutamate metabolic process
Cellular component (GO): vacuole
Molecular function (GO): gamma-glutamyl-peptidase activity
Source: RefSeq, a predicted model, not a curated record